Vitrella brassicaformis is the source of this 1369-nucleotide messenger RNA. The record is from the annotation of a GenBank genome assembly. NCBI's taxonomy places the organism in Eukaryota, Vitrellaceae.
AUUCGGACGAAGCGAGCAGCACUGCAGGACACCCUGCAAUGACCAGGGCGGCGAGUCGGGCUCACCUCCCUCGUCCGUGUGUCCGGUCCGAUGAUGUCGAGAUGUCUCACAACUGCCACACCACGGAAAUCAUCAUGUAUACAGGCUGAAUCACCCUAGUCGCGUGCGACUAGGGUGAUUCGGCUGUCGAACUUUGAGUUUUCGAAUCACCCAAUCCACAUAAAGCACCCCCUCUGUCGGAAUCCUUAGUCGCGGGUGACUAAGGAUGAGAGUAUGAGUGGCUGGCUGAGGGCCGAAGGCAGCACCCCCUCUGUCGGAAUCCUUAGUCGCGGGUGACUAAGGAUGAGAGUAUGAGUGGCUGGCUGGCUGAGGGCCGAAAGAAGCACCCCCUCUGUCGAAAUCCUUGGUCGCGGCCGACUACGGAUCAGUCUGUGGAAGCUGGCGUCCUGUCUCGAUGACGCUUGAAUCACACACGACACAUACAUGGAUUCCACCCUGCCUGCUCUCUGUCUGUGUCCUUCAUCAGUGGCUGACUGACAGAGCUGCUAGGGAAACGUGUCUCGUGCGUGCUCUGCGUACCCAUGGUCUUGUUCCUGAGGUCUGCAUCGAUGCUGCUCAAGAGCUUGACCUUCAGAUUGCACGCCUCCUCCAGCAGCUGCAGGAACAGCUUGUCGUCCGGUCCUCGCUUGAUGAUCAGGUUGUGUAGUGUGACGAACAACGCCGUGAGGAUGAGCUGGCCAUCCCAAACCUGCAGAACAUUGACAGGAUGAGUGCAGCAUUCGUCAUGGCCACCAUCCCGUCCCCUUCACAGGUCUCUCACUUGAAUGGACUUGAUGCAGUCCUCUUGAAGGGCGUCGGGCAUUGCUCGGAUGAUGGUGAUGUCCGCCUCCAUCCACAACCACCCGAGCCCGAGCUCCCCGUUCUUCCAUCCAUCCGCGCCAUCGUGCCAUUCGCUUGGAUGCUGCACGAUCCUUACGAUAAACUCGUUGACUCUGGCGCCCCUGCGAGGACGCCAGGUGUCUGAAACAGGGCAAGGCAAGAGGAACAAGGGUGUAGAUGGCGGUAAAGACCGCAUGCGUCCUUCUUACCGUGCAUGGACAGGUUCAUGGCGCUCACGAUUCCCUCUACGUCAUUCCCGCAGCGCAUGACCUCCCUGGUCAAGUUUGCGAUGCCGCGCUGCAGUUUGCCUCCGAAGGCCUCCUCGUCCACUGCGAGGAGGCCCUUCUGGACGGCAAUGCAGUGCAGCGCACGGAGGAAGGCCUUGUUGUCGGCGACGUUGAUGACAUCCGAUCCCUCUUCGACAGGCGACUUGAAGCCUUGGAGGCGAUAAUCAACGCUCGUUGGAUGCUGCAUCAUGAUGAUGAUGGGC